GAGGAGCCUCGGCUGUCGGGGCGCCUGGUAUGAACUUAGUCGGCAGCAGCAGCAUCGAAGGCAGCGGCGGCGGCGGCAUGAGCUCGGUGAGCUGCGGCAACGGGAAACUCCGCCAGUGGCUGAUCGAGCAGAUCGACAGCGCCAAAUACCCGGGCUUGAUAUGGGAGAACGAGGAGAAGAGCAUCUUCCGCAUCCCCUGGAAGCACGCGGGCAAACAGGACUACAACCGCGAGGAAGACGCCGCGCUCUUCAAGGCCUGGGCUCUGUUUAAAGGGAAGUUCAAAGAAGGCAUUGAUAAGCCAGAUCCUCCCACUUGGAAGACAAGACUGCGUUGUGCUUUGAACAAGAGCAAUGAUUUUGAAGAACUGGUUGAAAGAAGCCAACUGGACAUAUCCGAUCCGUAUAAAGUAUAUAAAAUAGUACCAGAAGGAGCCAAAAAAGGAUCAAAACAACUUUGCAUGGAGGAUCCACAGAUGAUUGUGAAUAACGCCUUCACUCUGAAUUCACCAUAUUCUGCACUACAGCCUCAGCAAGUUCCAAACUACAUGGUACCACAUGACCGUAACUGGAGGGAUUACGUACCGGAGCAGUCCCAUCCUGAUCUUUCAUACCAGUGUACAAGUGUCUCUUUCCCACCUCGGAAUCAUCACUGGCAAAGCCCAUCAUGUCAGAAUGGUUGUCAAGUCACUGGGACCUUUUAUGCUUGUGCACCACCGGAGACCCAGACUUCUGGAAUCCCAAUGGAGGCAAACAUCAGAUCUAGUGAAGCUCUUCCCUUGUCGUCAGAUUGUCGACUGCACAUCUGUUUGUAUUAUCAUGAAACUCUUGUAAAAGAAGUCACAACCUCAAGUCCGGAGGGCUGUAGGAUAUCUCACGGUCAUAGCUACGAGCUCUCCGGCAUGGACCAAGUAAUGUUCCCUGAUCCAGAAGAUCAUUACCAGAGGAAAACAACUGAAAAAUUGCUUUCUCACCUGGAAAGAGGAGUAAUACUCUGGAUGACCCACGACGGCCUCUAUGCUAAGAGACUUUGCCAAAGCAGGAUAUAUUGGGAUGGGCCUCUGGCGUUUUGCAAUGACCGGCCUAAUAAGCUGGAAAGAGAGCAGACCUGCAAGCUUUUUGACACUCAGAAAUUUUUAUCAGAACUACAAAUAUUUUCCCACCAUGGACGUCCAUUGCCUAGAUUCCAGAUUGUGUUAAGUUUUGGAGAAGAGUAUCCUGAUCCACAAAGACAUAGAAAACAAAUUACAGCCCAUGUUGAACCAGUGUUUGCUAGGCAGCUGUAUUAUUUUGCUCAACAAAACACCGGACCAUUUCUGAGAGGCUACGAUAUAUCAGAACAGAUCACCACUUCGGAAGAUUACCAUAGAUCCAUCCACCAUUCCUCUGUUCAGGAAUAAACACAGGAGCACUGAAAUUUAAACUACAUUUUGAGAGGUAAAAGGAUGCAAAUCAGUGCUUCGAAUUUUCCCGAGAAAUCACCACCAACUGGAAAUAUACAUGGGAAUGGAUACAGUCAACGUAAGAAUCUAGAAUCCUGAAUGAGAGUUCUUCCAUGCUUUCGGACAGCUGUCCUCUGCUUGUGGGAUUAAUGACAAAUGGCUGAUAUGUUUACAUGUUCUUAAAUAAGGACAGUGUCUUAGAGACAACCUGAAAUUUUUUCAAGCCUCUUGUUAUUUAUUUGAUUUGGAAUCUCAGGGCAGGGAAUUCUAAACCUAACCAACAGUUUACGAUGGUGUAAGGCCAUAAGAAUGCAUGCAAUUCAUAAAAACGAGAUAAGUAUGUUAUUUGUUUUUUUGAAAAGCUUCAAACAAAUCAAAAUGUUGAAUGCUGUGUGUGUAGAAAAUUUAAUUUCAGGGUUUUAUUUUUUUCUCAUGAAUUUUCAAAAAGCUGUUUCUGUGCUGCUGUUUCCGAAACGCGCAUGAAUACUAAAUUCUGUGGAGUCUUAUCAGAAAUCUUCCCAGGACAACACAUUAUAUAAUUGUCCAAUAUUUAUAUCAUUAUAUAGUUUAAUUUGUAUUAAAUUCAAUAGGUUAAGUUUAUUCAUAGCAACUAUUACAUUGAGGUUUCAUUUCUAUAUACCCUGUUUCCCCGAAAAUAAUCCCUUCCUGAAAAUAAGGCCAAGUGCUUA
Thamnophis elegans (Western terrestrial garter snake) is the source of this 2128-nucleotide messenger RNA. RefSeq names its product interferon regulatory factor 4 (gene IRF4). Gene Ontology annotation, cellular component: nucleus. Gene Ontology annotation, biological process: immune system process; regulation of transcription by RNA polymerase II. The coding region runs from base 30 to 1397 and encodes 455 amino acids. The record is from RefSeq and is a predicted model, not a curated record. NCBI's taxonomy places the organism in Eukaryota, Metazoa, Chordata, Lepidosauria, Squamata, Natricidae. The transcript has 9 exons. Gene Ontology annotation, molecular function: RNA polymerase II cis-regulatory region sequence-specific DNA binding; protein binding; DNA-binding transcription factor activity, RNA polymerase II-specific.